This is a messenger RNA of Otolemur garnettii (small-eared galago), 2928 nucleotides long. It is a transcript of the gene JRKL, whose product is annotated as JRK like. Gene Ontology annotation, cellular component: nucleus. The transcript has a single exon. The coding region runs from base 581 to 2155 and encodes 524 amino acids. Lineage: Eukaryota; Metazoa; Chordata; Mammalia; Primates; Galagidae. Gene Ontology annotation, molecular function: DNA binding. The record is from RefSeq and is a predicted model, not a curated record.
AGUCAGGGAGCGAGCAGCCCGGGGUUCUGGUGGUUGCCGAGGUGGGAAGAAGGGCCCGGCGCGGGGGAGGACUGUCCAAGCUGAACUUCUCGUGAGGAAGUGGGGCUGCCGGGCGGGCCUAGCUGCUGGCGAAGGACUCAAACGUAACCGUUCCCCUGGGGGGGGCCGGUCCCUGACUCCCGGACUCUUCCGCUCUUCGCCGUAACUUUGAGGUGUGGCAGGGUUAGUGGCCGGCGCGUACCCGUGAUCGGGGCGUGCGGGAGGUUUGUGGCCAGAGGGGGUUAUAGUCUUCCUCGCGGUGACUGGGGUAACAAAACACAUGUCUGUAAUCCGGAUUAUCCGCGGUGACUUGGGGCCUCCUCCACUGCCCGUGUAAGUUAAAGGCCUGUUCUUUCAAACUUCCUCCUCUUCCACCUUGCUCUGCAAUCAUUUUGCCAGCCAAGCCCAUUCUGGGAGGGAGUUAGAGCCACAAACUUGCUGGUAAGGUUGAAAGACUGUGUAAGACUCUUGUUAAAGUAAGUACGUAAGAGAAAAGAUUUUGUGAAUUGCUAGAGUGUGGGUUAAGUCCCAGAGCCUCACUAUGUCAGGGAAACGGAAGCGUGUGGUGUUGACUAUUAAAGAUAAGCUUGACAUAAUAAAGAAACUUGAGGAUGGAGGUUCUUCUAAACAACUGGCAGUGAUUUAUGGAAUUGGUGAAACAACAGUUCGAGAUAUAAGAAAAAAUAAGGAAAAAAUUAUAACUUAUGCAAGCAGUUCUGAUUCCACAAGUCUUCUGGCCAAGAGGAAAUCUAUGAAGCCAUCCAUGUAUGAGGAACUGGAUAGAGCUAUGUUGGAGUGGUUCAACCAGCAAAGAGCCAAAGGGAAUCCCAUAUCUGGACCAAUUUGUGCUAAAAGAGCAGAGUUCUUCUUUUAUGCUUUGGGUAUGGAUGGUGAUUUUAACCCCUCUGCUGGUUGGUUAACCCGUUUUAAGCAGCGACAUAGCAUUCGAGAGAUUAAUAUUAGAAAUGAAAGAUUAAAUGGAGAUGAGACUGCUGUGGAAGAUUUUUGUAAAAAUUUUCGAGAUUUUAUUGAACAAGAGAAUUUACAGCCUGAACAAAUCUACAAUGCAGAUGAAACUGGGCUCUUUUGGAAAUGUCUACCUUCUAGGACUUCAUUACUCAAAGGUAAAUGCACUGUCCCUGGGUACAAAUUAAUUGAAGAAAGAGUCACUGUCAUGUGUUGUGCCAAUGCGACAGGUUUACACAAACUUAAACUUUGUGUUGUGGGGAAAGCAAAGAAACCUCGCUCCUUUAAGUCAACUGAUACCUUAAACCUGCCGGUGUCUUAUUUCAGCCAAAAAGGUGCAUGGAUGGAUCUUUCCAUUUUCCGGCAAUGGUUUGAUAAGAUUUUUGUGCCACAAGUUCGGGAGUACUUAAGAUCCAAAGGUUUGCAAGAAAAGGCUGUGCUCUUGUUGGAUAAUUCACCAACACAUCCAAAUGAAAAUGUCUUGAGGUCAGAUGAUGGACAAAUAUUUGCUAAAUAUUUGCCACCUAAUGUGGCUUCAUUGAUUCAGCCCUCGGAUCAGGGAGUCAUAGCAAUGAUGAAGAGAAACUAUCGUGCAGGUCUUCUUCAGAAUAACUUGGAAGAAGGUAAUGACUUGAAAUCAUUCUGGAAGAAGUUAACUCUCUUGGAUGCACUUUAUGAAAUAGCAGUGGCAUGGAACUUAGUAAAACCAGUUACUAUUAGCAGAGCAUGGAAGAAGAUUCUCCCUAUAAUAGAAGAGAAAGAAAGCUUGGACUUUGAUGAAGAAGAUAUUUCAGUUGCUACUGUGGCCACCAUUUUACAACACACCAAAGGAUUAGAAAAUGUUACUACUGAGAACAUUGAAAAAUGGCUUGAAGUAGACAGUACUGAACCAGGCUAUGAAGUGUUAACUGACAGCGAAAUCAUUAGAAGAGCACAAGGCCAGACAGAUGAAUCCAGUGAAAAUGAGGAGGAGGAAAUAGAACUGAUUCCAGAGAAACAUAUUAAUCAUGCAGCUGCUCUCCAAUGGACUGAAAAUUUACUAGAUUAUCUAGAACAACAAGGUGAUAUGAUUCUACCUGACAGACUGGUAAUACGUAAACUUAGAGCUACCAUCAGAAAUAAACAGAAGAUGACAAACUCAAGUCAAUAAUGGCAUUUCAGUUUUAUCAUUGUCCUAGUGAUUGCAAUAUGGCUUAAUUUUCUCUACUUCCUUUUCACACAUCCUAUGAAAUAGAUAAAAAAAUUAAUCUGAAGGGUUUUAGGAUUAUGUUUUCAUCAUCUGUGUCUUUUGUCCCUUUGUGCAGCUGAUCAGAAGCUGAGUCCACAUAGAUAUAAUUUAUGUGUACCCAUGUAUUCAAUUUGUAAAUCUGCAAUUACUCAUUUUAUAGCAGUGGCAUUCCUUAUGUUUUCUAGCAAAUGUUGAAGUUACCAGAUUGAGCACUUUCCCAAAAUCUCUUGCUUGAUUUAUGAGGGCUGUCAUAGUAAUCUUUUUCUUAUGCUAACCAUCUUAAAUGAUUGUUCUGUAUAUUUGUAUAAGCUGACAGGAUAAGAAAGAUCUAUAUUGUUAGAUGUCAGAAUGAUAUAAAUUAAAAAAUGAAAUUCAGUAAUGAUGGGGCAAUAAUCUAUGAAUUAGAAAAAUAAUUUAGAAACAUACUUGUGUGGGUUCAAAGAGGAGAAAAUUAUUCUGGAAAUGAAAUAAAUAAAGGAAAUGAUUGCUGAAUGAGCGACAAACUAUUGGAAAGCUGAUAUAUAAAAGGAACAUUGUGAUCAAUUCAUUUGUAGGAAAUGGAAUUAAAAAUUGGGAAAUUUAGAGGGACAGGAAAUAAAAAGGCUUAUUUUAAUUUGCUUUUUAAAUUAUGUUAUGAAUUGAAUAACAAUAUAGAUUCAUUAUUUAUUCAUGUAAUUAUAGGUUAUGUAAUAUUA